Molecule: messenger RNA, 1611 nt
Organism: Schistosoma guineensis
Lineage: Eukaryota; Metazoa; Platyhelminthes; Trematoda; Strigeidida; Schistosomatidae
Source: the annotation of a GenBank genome assembly
AUGAAUUUUUCCCAGCUUGAUAAAGUUCGAUCUUUAAUUGAAGUGGACCAUUGUUACACAUCUUCAAGUAGAAGUAAUUGUGAUAGUGAUAACGAAAUAUUCAACUUGUCACCUUACCAUUCAAAUCUUGAAGUAGAAGAAAGUUGCUUAGAUGUUGGUGGGCCUGCUCCUAGAUGUUCAUUUGAAGAGGAAAGAGUUCAUCAAAAUCUAUCAUUCACUAAUUGUUCGUCUGUGCCUGAGUUAUGCCAAAGGUUUCCUACAAAACAACCCAAAGAUGAUAACCAUACGUGGGUUUUGUGUGAAAGAAGGCAUUUGAAUCAGAUUUUAUCAUCUCUCAGAAAAGUUUUGAGAAAUGAAUACUUUUACUGCUCUCAAUUUCAUGAUAUUAAACGCCUGAAUGUAUACAAGGAACUUAGUCUUCAUCGUGCUGCUAAUACUCUGAGAAGAAUAUUCGCUGACCUUUUUUGGCGCAUAGAAAAAUGUCACAGCAUUCACCUAUGGUGUGUGAAAAAUCUUUCAGAAACUCUGUUACCAAUUUAUCGUUCAGUUUUUCGCAUAUUAUGGAGAAAAAAUAAGGUUAAUCCAUUAUUGAAAGUGCUCAAUACGACUCUGCAAGAACGCUAUGUGGAUGAUGUAAUAGUUAAUCGAUUCUUAUCUGACUUCAGAUCAUCUGUCGAUGAUGAAUGCAACGACGGUGUAAAAAAAACUUUGAUGCAGUCUUCUUCACGAUCCAUCAUUACAAAGAAUAUACCUACUCAGAUAUCUCUAAAUCGUUCAACAAUUGGCGAUGGAAUAGUUCUAGCAUGUAUGACUUUUCCGGGAUCUCGUGACAGUAAACGAUUACAAAAAUUAAUCAGUUUACUCGGUGAAAUUGGACAAAUUAAUUUAGAAGAUCAUGAAGAACAAAUAUGUGAUAGUAUGAGACUUCGAUUACGAUUAUUUGUCCGACGUGUUAUUAAUUUGCUAGAUGAAUACAAGAAUGAAUCUAUUUAUCUAGUUAGCUUCGGUGUUGGUUCGUUACUUAUGUUAUUAUCUGUUGUACAUAUACUCUCGUUGAAUAAUUCUCGUUCAGAAAAUAAUUAUACUAAUCGAACAAGUAUAAAUGGAAUUAUUUGUGUUGGUUUACCAUUAAUUGGUUUAAGAGGUAAACGAGGUGAAUUGAAUGACCCACUCCUAUCGAUACCAGCUUUACCAAUAUUAUUUAUUAUAGGCGCUAGAAGUCGACUUGGUGGUUAUAAAGAAGCAGUUGAAUUUCGAAAGAGAUUAUUCAAUGCUAGACAAAGACAACGUCCACUAACUUCUCGAAUCGAUAAUAAUGACAAUGAUAAUUUAAUUCAUAUGAAUUAUACUAACCAAUUUCGACACAAAAUCAAUGGAUCAUCUAGCAUCACUGCUACUAAUACUACUACUGUUGUUCGUGAUGAUAAUAAUGAAUUGAAUUCGAUCUCACCAACUUUUGAUUUAUUAGUUAUUGGAGGCGCCGACCAUUUACUUCGAAUGCAACCGUCUGCAUGUAGACGUUGGUGUACUACACAAAGUAUGGUAGAUAUUAGAAUGAUGAAUGCUAUCAAAAAGUUUAUUUGUAAAACUAGAAUACAACCAUUUGGAUAG